AUGAAGAUGAUACAGAUCAGUAAACUCCCCUUUGAGAUACAAAAUGCCAUUUUUGAGCUUGGAACAUCAAUGCUCCUCUAUGCAAUUAAUAUGAACGAACGCGACGCCGAAGCUUGCUGCUAUCAAGACAGACGGUCUUUCGGGCAUCCCCAAGACAAGUUCCUAUCUAGCGACGAGGUUGUGACGGAGAUCGCAAAUUCAUGUCCUCUAGCAUACACUUGCCGCCGUUCUCGCGCGGCUGUGUACAAGACGCUGCAUCGUUUGAUGCAGGCAUCGUUCGAGAGUAGCAAUCGCGCUCCCAACGCCGGAAUCUCAAUACUCAAGUACAUCCAAGUCACUGUCAGAAUUGGCAAUCUGGUGGCAAAAGAGGCCAUGAAGCGCGAAUCAGAAAGCCCUUCGGAGAAACAAUGCCGGAAUCCGGAGGGGAAACAUGGCGGCGACGCCAUGUAUUGCAAUUGCCCCAGGUGCGAAGGGAGCAUUGAGACAGGGCUAGACAGGAUUGUGGGACUUCGCAGUAGAUGGCUUUACGACAACCCACUGAUUACAGUCACUGUCGUGCGGAGUCGGUGUGCUGAGAUUCCCCAUUAUCUCAUGGAGUACGUGAACCGUAUUGAUACUGAAUGGUGGUUCAAUAGGCACAAGAACGCAUGCGUAGCUUCGGAUGUCCUGCGGACGAGCUUCGGUAUGAUGUUUCAUCAGGCGCGUCACCUCACGAUCACUCCAUGCAUGCCUCUUAUGUCGGCUGCACAGCCCGGCAACAAACUAGAUAUUGUGAAGGGGAGAUAUUGGCUCCGAAAUUCAUGGACCGAUCCCGAAGAGAUUGCAAUGGCGAGAUUAAGACAGUGGAAGACAUAUGACGGCAUAGUACAAGAGCUGUGUGAGGACGAAAUCGUGUGGGUGCGUUUUGCAAGAUUCUUUUAUUCUUAUCACUUGGAAAUGUACGUGACGGAGUCCUUUCCGCUUCCAAUAUUCGAGAUUGUAACUACGGAGAAACAGGCUGGAUAG
This is a messenger RNA of Colletotrichum gloeosporioides, 1005 nucleotides long. RefSeq lists its product as uncharacterized. The transcript has a single exon. The record is from RefSeq and is a predicted model, not a curated record. NCBI's taxonomy places the organism in Eukaryota, Fungi, Ascomycota, Sordariomycetes, Glomerellales, Glomerellaceae. Bases 1 to 1005 code for a protein of 334 amino acids.